AUGCUCACUCCAAACCCAUUGGCUGCCAGCUGUCUACCAGGCAUUGAAACCCAAUCGCUAAUUUCGCCUCUUGUCUUGUGUGUGCUUCGCACAGCGUUCCUUGCGGCAGCGCUUGUGACGGUCGCCUACGCCAAAAAGAAACCUGCUUCCAGAAAAGUCUCUCCCUUUUCUUCUGACGCCUUCGCUGCCACCCUGUCUGGCGUGCUCGAGAUUCCCAAGAAUGACACUGAAGCUGCCAGGAACGCUGUCGGCGACCCAUACGGAUCGGUGGACAUGGGAUUGAUUAUCUACAAGAAAAACAGCAAGUCAGUGUGGCUCGAGUACAGAGUGGCAGCUUAUUUCUUGCAGGGUGGGGUGCCCCCGACCAUGACGCAUGUGCACAACGCAACAGAGGGAUCAAACGGUCCCAAGGUGUUGGAUCUGCCAUGCGAAUAUCAAACCAAAGAUGAUGGCAUUCUCUGGAAAUGCAACGGCUCACUUGGGAAGGAUUUGACGGAACGAACAGUGUCGUUUGUGUCGACUCUCAAGGGAAUUUCAAAGAAUCCGACGUUCUUUGCGGCGGCGCUGGUGGCGGUUGCCUACGCCAGAAAGAAACCUGUUCCCAGAAAACCUACUCCGGCUGUUUUUGACACCGUUGCUGCCAGCCUGUAUGGCGACUACGAGGUUCCCAAGAAUGACUCUGAAGCUGCCAGGAAAGCCGUCAACGACCCAAACGGAGCCGGGCACAUUGAUCUGAAAAUCUACAAGAGAAACGGCCAGCCUGUGUGGCUAGAGUACGAAGCAUCUGCUUUUGGCCUGGUAGGCGAGAUGUCGCCGAUUCAGACGCAUGUACACAACGCAGCAGCGGGAUCGAACGGUCCCAAGGUGCUGGACCUGCCGUGCGAAUACAAAUGGCAAGAGAACAUGAAUAUCUAUCUAUGCAACGGCGUGCUCGGGAAGAAUUCGGCGGAACUGACACCGACCCUUGUGUCGACCCUCAAGGCAAUUUUGGCGAAUCCGAGUGCGUUCUGUGCGAACAUUCACACCGUGGCAUACCCUGACGGUGCUGUGCGUGGGCAGUUUGAAAAGGCAAAGAAGCGUCAGUGA
Molecule: messenger RNA, 1086 nt
Organism: Closterium sp. Yama58-4
Lineage: Eukaryota; Viridiplantae; Streptophyta; Zygnematophyceae; Desmidiales; Closteriaceae
Source: the annotation of a GenBank genome assembly